Molecule: messenger RNA, 3271 nt
Organism: Pelmatolapia mariae (spotted tilapia)
Lineage: Eukaryota; Metazoa; Chordata; Actinopteri; Cichliformes; Cichlidae
Gene: nr1d1
Product: nuclear receptor subfamily 1, group d, member 1
Exons: 8
Coding region: 299-2107 (602 amino acids)
Biological process (GO): regulation of transcription by RNA polymerase II
Cellular component (GO): nucleus
Molecular function (GO): nuclear receptor activity; RNA polymerase II cis-regulatory region sequence-specific DNA binding; zinc ion binding
Source: RefSeq, a predicted model, not a curated record
GGCGGCCCCCGCACAUUCAUCAUCAUCAUCAUCAGCGUCCUGCUGCGCGCGCGCCCUGUUUCAAAACACACAGGCAGGCAGACAGAGGCGCGCGUGCAGCAGGACGGAUCGUUUGGCUCCGCGUGCAGCAGGAACAGUAGUUUGAAUUCACAGAAUAAGACCCCACUUCUUCUUCUGUGGUGGUUUCCCAUUGCUGUCUCCGAGCCUGGGAUGCGUGCGCAGCGGCAGCUUUCUGGGACUUUUAAACGAGGGUCGCGUGCGUGACUUUUUCUCGGAUGUCACAGUGACCACCGCUGCCAUGGACACGAACAACAACAACAACAACAACAACAACCCAGGAGGCGUGAUCUCCUACGUGGGCUCCUCCGGAGGCUCUCCCACUCGGACCAGUCCGGUCUCCAUGUACAGCGAGAACUCCAACUCCCAGUCCUUCUUCACCUCCUCCUCCUCCCUCACCCCGCCCUUCCUCAGCUCCGGCUCCAGCUCAGGGUCAGCCGGAGACGACGGCUCCUCCUCGGCCUCCUCCUCGGCGGGAGGCUCGCCUCGAGGCCGCGACGACGGCGGCUCUCUGAGGACGUCGCCCAGCAAGUCUGUGGCCAGUCUGACCAAGCUGAACGGCAUGGUGCUGCUCUGUAAGGUCUGCGGCGACGUCGCCUCGGGUUUCCACUACGGCGUGCACGCCUGCGAAGGCUGCAAGGGCUUCUUCCGCCGCAGCAUCCAGCAGAACAUCCAGUACAAGAAGUGUGUGAAGAACGAGAGCUGCACCAUCGUGAGGAUCAACAGGAACCGCUGCCAGCAGUGCCGCUUCAAGAAGUGUCUGUCUGUGGGCAUGAGCCGCGACGCGGUGCGUUUCGGGCGGAUCCCGAAGCGCGAGAAGCAGAGGAUGUUGGCCGAGAUGCAGAGCGCCAUGAACAACAUGGUGAACGACCAGCUGCAGAGCGACUUCCAGCUCGCCAGCCUGUCGUCGUCCUCCUCUUCCUCAUCCUCUUCCUCCUCGCCGUGCCCAGGGGUGACCAUCGCCCCCCAGCCUCAGCCCUCAGCCCUGCCUCCAGCCCCCUCCUCACCCUCCCCGCCUGCUUCGGCUUCCUCUUCCUCCCCACCGCCACUGCCUCUUCCCACCCAUCAGAGCUCCUCCCCCUCCUGCUCCCCACCCCCCAGCCCCGGCAUGGACUCCACCAUCAGCGCCAUUGCUCGCGCUCACCGCGAGACGUUCCUAUAUGCUCACGACAAGCUGGCCAAUAACCACGUACACCACAAUGGAGAGGCGGAGCUCUGGCAGCCCAACCGCUGCCCAAACGGUUACCAUGCCAACGGCCUCAACACCAUCUACCACCACAAUAACAACCUGGCCACAGAGUGCUACCUACCGGAAAACAGCCGCACACAUCAUCACCGUAGCAACGGGAGGCAAAGCCAGCAGAGCUUUCCCGCUCGUCAUGUGACCCAGGAGCAGCGCUGUCCAAUGAAGAAGCAGACGGGGAUCGUGCUGGCUUGUCCAAUGAACAUGCAGCCUCACGCCGACCCCUCGAAGACCCCGCAGCAGAUAUGGGAGGACUUCUCGCUGUCCUUCACGCCCGCCGUCAGGGAGGUGGUAGAGUUCGCCAAACAUAUCCCAGGAUUCAGCGGUCUGUCCCAGAACGACCAGGUGACCCUGCUGAAGGCCGGCACCUUUGAGGUGCUGAUGGUGCGUUUUGCGUCGCUGUUUAACAUGAAGGAGCAGACGGUGACGUUCGUCUCCGGCGCCACCUACAGCCUGCAGGAGCUGCGGGCGAUGGGCAUGAGGGACCUGCUGGGAGCCAUGUUUGACUUCAGCCACAAGCUGGCGGCGCUGGAGCUGGACAGCGAGGAGCUCGGACUCUUCACUGCCGUGGUGCUCGUGUCAGCAGACCGCUCCGGCAUCGAAGACGUGGCGUCGGUGGAGCAGCUGCAGGAGAAUCUGAUCCGCGCUCUUCGCUCGUUGGUCAACAAGUCGCCCGUCGCCCCAGAGAGCGAGCACCUGGACGUGGACUCGCCGCGCUUCACCAAACUGCUGCUGAAGUUGCCCGACCUGCGAACGCUCAACAACAUGCACUCUGAGAAGCUGCUGUCCUUCCGCAUCGACGUUUGAUGACAUCACUGCGAUGUCACCACAUCGCCACGCUCUCCAGCCCUUAACAUUGCAACGUCAUCCAGACCGCAUCGGACUGGCAGGAUGAUGAUGUCCUCAGCAGAACUUUUCAAGACAUGCGUCUCCCCGCCAAAAUAAAAGUCUGCUUUACACAGCUGGUUGAUGUUUUAAAGGAGCACGCCGCCAUUUUUAAACCACACUAUUUUAACCUGUGUAAGCCCAAACCGCCCUAUGACAGCUGGGAUAGGCUCCAGCGCCCCCCGCGACCCUGAAAAAGGAUAAGCGGAAGCGAAUGGAUGGAUGGAAGCCCAAACCGUUAGCUUAGCCUAGCCAGCCCAGUUCUUUGACUUUACUGGAGCGUCGCCAGCAGGAAGUGUGAAAGACAAAAGAAAGAAGCGUGAAGGACGUGGACGACGACAGUCAGACACAUUUCAGCCGAGUACGCUAACUGACGAGCUCACACAGAAGAAACCUGUUCGUUCAGCUUCACUUCCACUUCCUGUUGAUGUCAUCAUUCUGUCUGAUUUUAGCUUCGUUAACGUUCAUGAUGAGUUCAGACGCUUUUAAUUUGAAAGUUUUCCCAGCUGGAGACAGAUGCACACUAAAAGUAGCUCUUUCAAACGUCUUCACCAUAAACACACGAGUAAUGUGGACGCAUCCAGCAGCUUUUAAUGAUUUUAAGGACUUUGGGAUCAGCUCCUUCGAUUUUCAGCGGCCGGCGAUCUCUGACUGCAGCGGCCUCCGCUUCCACUCUGCAGGAAACAGAAACUCUUCCAGUACGAACUGAUUCAUCCUGAACUUCCAAACUGUGGAGCGCCCGGAAUGAUGACUCCACCCACUAAAGAGACGGAGGAGGCGGGCCGUGACCUGGUGACGCCUCAGACAAACCUUAUGCAGCUGAUGUUCUGUAAAGAAACUGUACAUAGCCAUGAACACAAAGAUCCAGCUAUACUUGAACUGUUUGCCCUGAGAUGUGUUGUACACAACUAUUUUUGGUUAAUAUGAAUAUAUGCCUGUGCAGAUAUCGUGACUAUUAAAGUAUGUACGAGCGAGGAAGUGCACCUGAUGAAAGAAGAUCUCUGAUGUGUUUUAAUCUGUGGUUUAUGUUGUAAAGACGUUAUAUAAAAAUAUAUAAAAUUACAUAUAAAUAUAUGCACACAUGAA